GCGAACACGUAUAAAUUAGCACGCGUUUUAAAAAUUAUACUUUUAAUAUAUAAAAAUUAAAUUAAUUUAUAUUUUUAAUUAAAACAUCUUAUAAAUAAAAAAUUUCAAUUAAUUGAAAAAUUAUUAUUCUUCGUUUAACAGCGAAUAUUCGAAAAAAAUUUUGUUAUAUAAAAAUCUGUAUCACAUUGGGAUUUCGUCAUGGUUGAAAGUUCAGCAGGAUUAAAGCGUUUCUUUGGUGUUUCAGACAUCACAGACAAUCAUAAUAUAUGGCGAAUUUUAUUAGCAGAACUUAUAGGAACAUUUCUAUUAGUUUUUAUUGGUGUUGUUAGUACGAUACCAGAGGAAAAAAGUGUUCCACAAAUAGCAUUCACAUUUGGACUAGUUGUAGCAACAUUAGCACAGGCAAUUGGACAUGUUAGCGGAUGUCACAUUAAUCCAGCUGUAACAAUUAGCUUUAUGAUAAUUGGAGAAAUGAGCUUAUUAAAAGGAGCAUUUUAUAUGUGUGUGCAAUGUAUUGGUGCAAUUGCUGGUGCUGCUGUUCUUAAGGUUGCGAUUCCAGAUGAAAUAGCACCUGCAAAUAUGGGAAUAACUGGUCUUUCAAAAAAUUUAACUAGUGGUCAAGGUGUUCUUAUUGAAAUCUUAAUCACUUUCAUAUUAGUAUUUGUUGUACAAGGUGUUUCUGAUGGAAGACGAAAUGAUUUAAAAGGAUCGAUUCCAUUAGCAGUGGGAUUAUCUAUAACAGCGGGACAUUUGGCAGCCGUUCCAUUUACUGGAGCAAGUAUGAAUCCAGCCAGAUCAUUUGGACCUGCAGUUGUAAUGAGCAAUUGGCCAGAACAAUGGAUUUAUUGGGUUGGACCAAUGGUUGGUGGUUGUUUAGCCGGUCUUCUAUAUCGAUUUAUAUUUAAAGUACGAAAAGGAGAUGAUGAAGCAUCUUCAUAUGAUUUUUAAAUUUAAAAUAUAUAUAUAUAUAUUUGAGUUUCAUAUAUGUAUAAAUUAAUGUAUAUAUAUAAAAAUGUUAAAAUUUAUAAAAAUUAAAAAAAAAAAAAUGUUAUUAUUAUUAUACAAAAAUUUUUUUCGUUCGAUAUUUAUUUUUUUUUAUGUAAAACAUAAAUUUUUCCUCUUCUAAAAUUUUUUAUUACUAUACACAUUAUAUAUACGAGUAUGUACGUAUAUGUAUGAAUGCAUAUGAUAUAGAAAAUGAGAAGGAAUAUUAAAAAAUAAUUCUUAUUAAAUAUAAAUUUAUAUUUAAAUAAAGUAUAUAUGUAUGUAUAUACAUAUAAAUCUAAAAAUUAUUUUAAAUUAAAGGAUUGUUUUAAAUUUAUUAAUAAUGUAUAAUAUUAACCUUAAAUAUUUUAACAAAAAAAUAUAAUACAAAUUAAAAAUUUUAAAUUGUAUUUUGAGAAUAGCACAAAAAAAAAACAAAGCACGCUAAAUAAAUUUAUUCAUUUUUUUCACAUUUUAUUGUUGUUAUAGUCUUUAUCUCCAUUUUCAUCAAAUUUUUUAAAUAUUUUUUUAUUAAUUUUGUGUAUUAAAAAUGUCCUUUUAUAUAAAAUAUAAAAAUUUCAUUUUUAAUUUCAUUAUUGAAAUUACAAAUACACACAAUUAUUAUAAAAUAAUUAACAAUAUUAAAAAAAAAAAUUAUAAGAAAAAUUUACAAACAGAAAAAAAAAAGCAAAUGCACUUAACUUUAAAAUUUAAUUAUAAGAUUAAUAUUAUUAUUAUAUAAAAAGAAAUUAAUUUCUAUUUAAAAAAGAGAAAAAAAAAAACCAUUUUUACUUUUUAUGUAUUUUUGGCUUAAUGUAAAAAUUUUGUUUUUAAGGUAUUAUGAAUAAUAUGA
Messenger RNA from Condylostylus longicornis, 1837 nucleotides. It is a transcript of the gene Drip, whose product is annotated as aquaporin AQPAe.a. Gene Ontology annotation, cellular component: plasma membrane. Bases 199 to 948 code for a protein of 249 amino acids. The record is from RefSeq and is a predicted model, not a curated record. Gene Ontology annotation, molecular function: water channel activity. Gene Ontology annotation, biological process: transmembrane transport. The transcript is spliced from 7 exons. Lineage: Eukaryota; Metazoa; Arthropoda; Insecta; Diptera; Dolichopodidae.